This is a messenger RNA of Hyalella azteca, 3161 nucleotides long. It is a transcript of the gene Gdi, whose product is annotated as rab GDP dissociation inhibitor alpha. Gene Ontology annotation, biological process: vesicle-mediated transport; protein transport; small GTPase-mediated signal transduction. Gene Ontology annotation, cellular component: cytoplasm. The transcript has 9 exons. Bases 121 to 1458 code for a protein of 445 amino acids. Lineage: Eukaryota; Metazoa; Arthropoda; Malacostraca; Amphipoda; Hyalellidae. Gene Ontology annotation, molecular function: Rab GDP-dissociation inhibitor activity. The record is from RefSeq and is a predicted model, not a curated record.
GAAAAGUGCUGUCACUGGGAGUGAAUUUCACUAGAUUGUGGCAGGGUGUGCUUCGUGGGAAGCGAAUUUUGCGUGAGGUUAACUCUUGUUGUCAUAUUUAGUAUCAAAAUUUAUCCAGCCAUGGAUGAAGAAUAUGACUGCAUUGUUCUCGGCACGGGAUUGAAAGAAUGCAUCAUCUCCGGAAUGCUAUCUGUGUCAGGCAAGAAGGUGCUUCACAUGGACCGCAACAAGUACUAUGGAGGUGAAAGUGCAUCCAUCACACCUCUUGAAGAUCUCUUUGCCAAAUUUGAAAUGCCCAACCCUGAUGAGUCCUAUGGUAGAACCAGGGACUGGAAUGUUGACCUGAUCCCUAAGUUCCUGAUGGCCAAUGGGCAGCUGGUGAAGCUGCUGAUCCACACUGGUGUGACACGCUACCUUGAGUUCAAGAGCGUGGAAGGAAGCUACGUGUACAAGGGCAAUAAGAUCUCCAAGGUGCCUUCUGAUGACAAGGAAGCACUUACAACAGAUUUGCUUGGGAUGUUUGAGAAGCGAAGGUUCCGGAACUUCUUGGUGUUUGCCCAAGACUUCAAGGAAGAUGACCCCAGUAGCUGGAAGGCCAUGCCUGGCUUUGAUCCAAACACAACCCCCAUGAGUGCCGUCUUUGCUCAUUUCAAUCUUGACCGCAACACCAUUGACAUUACCGGCCAUGCACUUGCUCUCUACAGGGAUGACGAGUACCUUGCCAAGCCUGCUCUUGACUGCCUGAAGCGCAUCAGGCUGUACUCUGACUCUCUGGCACGCUAUGGCAAGAGCCCUUACCUCUACCCUCUCUAUGGGCUUGGGGAGCUGCCUCAGGGCUUUGCAAGAUUAUCGGCCAUCUACGGCGGCACAUACAUGCUUGACAAGCCCAUUGACGAGAUCGUCUUCACUGACGGCAAAGUGUCGGGAGUUCGCAGUGGCUCCGAGACUGCCAAGUGCAAACAGGUCUACUGUGACCCCACCUACGUUCCUGAUAAAGUGAAGCAGGUGGGGCAGGUGAUCCGGGCAAUAUGCCUGCUGGAUCAUCCUGUUGCCAACACCAAAGAUGCUCUCAGCACCCAAAUCAUCAUUCCGCAAAAGCAGGUCAACAGGAACUCAGAUAUUUACGUGUCGAUGGUGUCGUACACUCAUCAAGUGGCCGCCAAAGGCUGGUUUGUGGCCCUCGUGUCUACAACUGUUGAAACAGCUGAUCCUGAAGCUGAGAUCAAGCCAGGACUAGAUCUCCUGGGGCCCAUCAAACAAAAGUUCGUGACGGUGUCGCCGCUGUUCAAGCCUAUUGACGACGGUCGCGAGAGUCAGCUCUUCAUCUCCGAAAGCUACGACGCAACAAGCCAUUUUGAGACGACGUGUCUGGAUGUGCUGAGCAUCUACAAUCGCGGCACUGGCGAGGACUUCGACUUCAGUAAAGUGAAGCAUAAUCUCGGCGAUGAGGAGGCCUAAGCUGCGUUACAUUUCCACAGACUUCCCCUCAGCCUGAGAGAUCCGUUGGCUGAGCGUCAGUGAUGCUUCUAUGCUGGGAACCUUCAUUUAUGGCUGGGCUCAAUUGGUAGUGAAGGGGACGUUUUAGUUUGGAAAGGUGAUUCGAUCUGUAUUUGCUGGCUUGUGGAGUGUUAUUAGCUACUAUUAAAGAUUGUGAUGUGCAAUGGUGUGACAAACUCUAGGAGGCAUAUUUACUGAGACUAAUGGUAGCUAGAUAAUUGGAUAGUCACUCUGAGCCUGGCAAUUUUACUAUUAGACAUCGAAGAAGUCUUGCAAUGUUUCCAAAUAAUUGUAGUCAACUUGACAAAAAAUUGAAAGAACAAAUUUAUCUUGGAGUAUCGCAUCUGGGAGGGCUAGCAUUGUUCGUGCGACUGUAAGCUACAUUUCGGGUUAGGGUGACGUUUCAGUGACUUAGUUUGGCUGUUCAUUGACCACGGCUGGCUGCGCUUUGGCCUUUGAAAUGUGCGAUGAAUGCAGUUGCCGAGUUUGGUUCUAAAUGGGCCAAGUCCAGCUGUGGUAGCCCCAACAUUCCUGGACGCAAGCGCUUAGUGUUGUGUGUGCACCCUUUUGUUCGCAUCCCGUCUGCCGCCUCUUCGGCUCUCCGCAGCCUGGAGUCUUGUAUCAUCAGUUAUAUCGUGCACCGAUGUCACGGACUUAUAAAUAUUUCACUUCACGCUUUGCACCACUCGUGUUUUGCUUUCAAUUGACUUUCUGCGGAAUUGUUCCUGCCAUAAGAUACGUUCUGGGAAGUGACUGAAAUUUUAUUGAAAAAAACCUUCAAUUCUACAUAACUACCUUAAUUAUGCUCACUAGUCCCGAUGGUAGAAUUUAACUAAAAAAAUUGCUCUUAAUUUUUCCCGAUCUUAUACAAUUCUGUGAAAUUUCGCGUUAUUAUUUUUUGCUUGUAUCGCUUGUUGUGUUGCAGUUUAUCUGCAUUGAAGUUGCUUGUGCUAGUAAGCUCCUUCGUUAUUCAUUGUAUCUUCAUUGUUGAUCAUUUAGGAUGCUAUUGUUUAUCUCGUGUUAUGUUUUUCUAACGCCGAAUAAACCAUGUAUUAUUCGUGGAUACACGUCGGGCUGAGCAGAGUCGUGCAGGCGGCCGACCAAGUAGCACUUAGUUCGUUAGCCACGUACUCUAAACUAGUGCGCGGCGCAAGCGUCUCUGCGCACGGGCAUUUCAUAUUGGGCCUCUCGUAUUAUAACACUAGUAUCUUACUCUCAUUAUUUAAUCUUGCCUCGGAGCCUAGGAACUUGAAUGCCGAUGUGCAACUACGGUAUUGCCGAGAAAUUAAUGAUUGCUUUGUCAUGACAAGCUUUAUAAGAACUAACGCUGGGGAGUCGUGCUGUUACAGCGAUGUUACUGAUAGGUAAUAUCAUACAAUAAUCAGCAAUGAUGCCACAGUAUUGAAGUUCAGCAGCAUUGCGGUUACUGCAAUUGACACAACUGAUGCGCGUUGCUGCGGCACCGCCACUUGUCAGUUAUGUUGCUUCGGCUGCGUGACAUCGGUCAGUUGCUGGGAUGAUGGCUCUCUGAAGUAUGGGUUUAAAUUACUCCAUGUUUGGCCUACAUCAUUUUACUGUUUUGUCUCUAAAAGCUGUAUUCGAAAACUCUUAAUAAAUUAAUCAUAUCACCAUCUGAUUGUCUUGAAAGAAAGUGUUACUUAAAA